CGUCUGUGUUGGCGUCCCGCUGCCCGCCCAAGCCCUCCUGCGCCGCCUCUGCUCGCCCACCAGUCUUGAUUCUCUUCCAGGCACUCAAACCCUCUCUCCAUACACUCUACACUCACCACCCCGUCUCCCGCCAGAACCUGACUCACCACUCAACCAGUUCGUCUCCAUCGCCCUCCAACUGCGUCCAUCCUUCGUACCAUCGCCAUCUGUACUCGUUCCUACCCUCGUUCGCACUGCGCGACGCAUCACCACCACUUCCCUUUGCUGGCUUCCCGCCCUCGUCCUUGGCUUUCUCUGACCGCCGCCGCUCACCCACGCUCGCACCCUCCCACGCACACGCACCCUUCCGACCGUGACGCCCUGAGCCAGACCCGCCAACGCUGGCUCUUGUCUCGCUGCACUCGCAUCAUUUGCAGCAUGACGCUGAGGAGUAUCGUCUCCCCGAACUUCCCGUGAUGACCAGUGGCAGCAGUACCUCUCCCACCGCUGCCGCUCACCACAGACGCACUUCGUCUCAUUCUUCCUCCUCUCACCGGCACCAUCCCGUGCGCAGUCCGUCUGACCGGCCCACAUCACUGUCAAAGUCGCAGUCGCCCUCUCCAGAGCAGGCGAGGAAACGCGCCAAUUCGUCCAAAGUCGUUAACGGGCACGCUGAGCCGUCCAAGACGUCGAAUGGUCAUGCCGACUCGGAAGCUGAAACGGACAUUCUCAGCGACGACGAGCACACCCGGGCCGGAACCAAGAAGAAAGUGGUAAAGCGAGAACCCAAGGACGACGCUGAUGCCUCUAGUGUGAGUCUAAAGUCGCGAACGGACCCCACACGCAGCCAAUCCGUCAGUCGAGCCUCGAGUCUCAAUGGCGACACCGCCGACAGGAAGGAACGCAAGCCUAACGGUACCGACGGACGUGAGAACGGACACGCGAAGACGGCAUUAAAAGAAAGACCGCGCUUAUCGAACGACGUGAACAAGGUUUCAUCGCGUGCUCAGUCCGCUGAUGCGACGAACUCGCCCAACGACCUCAGCGACCGAUCCAGGCAGGUCCACUCGGCCGAACCUCGCAAGCGGAAGUUCAGCGAUGCACAGAAACCGUCCAAACUCGAGCCGCCACGUCAAAAGCCACGCUUAGAUGAGGCCGUCAAGUCGGCGAAGUCGCAAAAACGUCCCUCGUCUCCGCCAACUCCAGGCACACCGGGCCUACGCUCCUCUCAUCGAAGAUCGGCUUCAACACAAUCCACGAACCUGACGAGCGCCGGGCUGGGAUCGACGCGUUCGCGACGCGACACCUCAGGCACUUCAAUGCCGUCAGGAAAUAAAGAGUGGGCGACGAGCGACAUGUCCUCGGACGAAGCAGCGUCCUAUCCACCAAUUCCGAAGCUGGCACCUCCUCCCCGGUCUGGGCGAGCUGCAUAUCGUGCCAUGACGUCUCCGGCACGGACUGCUCCUGCUAGCAAGCGCGCCGACAAGUUUGGCUCCACCCCACUUGCCCGAGCAUGCGAGAAGGGCAACUUCAAGGCCGUCCGCCAAGCGUACGAGGAGGCGCCCGGUGAGAUUGACCAGACCGAUAACGGUGGUUUUGCACCUCUACAGAAGGCUGCGCUGGCAGGUUACGCGGACAUCGUUCAGUUCUUACUCGAGAAAGGCUGUCGAAAGGAUUGCUGUUCUAAAGAUGAACAGGAUACGCCGCUCAUCGACGCCGUGGAGAACGGACAUGUCGAGGUCGUUCGAUUAUUGUUAGAACACGGAGUGAAUCCCCAUCACCAAAACAAAAGCGGCAAGCGAGCCAUUGAUGCUAUCGACGAUGACGAAGAAUACGCCCCAGAGCUACGUGCAAUGCUCCAGAAGGCUAUGCAAGAGUAUGUUGGUUCGGAAUCCGACGACGAGGAUGACGAUGACGACCCGGAUUUCCCCCUGAUUCGGCCGGAGGACAAGAACCGAGCAGAUCUACUAUAUUUGGAGCCGAACCGAGCAAACUUGCUUGACUACGCGCGCAAAGGGGAUGUCGUUGCAGUUGAUCAUUUCCUUAGCAGUGUUAAACCUGACAACUCACACGCUGUAGUAGCAGCCAGAGCUGGUCACCAUCUGGUUCUGAACCUUCUUUUGGCGUCGGCGGGCCAACAGCUCGAGAAAGAUCCAGAUCCAGCCAAGUACGACGAAACGCCUCUGCUUGCGGCGAUCGGCCGAGGUCAUCUCAGGGUCAUCAAGCUCCUGCUCGAACAGGACAACUUCAACCCAACUCGCAGAACCAAAAAUGGAAAGUUGUAUUGGGAGGUUGCCGAAGAGAGACGGGGACCAAAAUGGCAGGCGGAAAGAGAUCUGCUCAAGAAAUACUAUGAUGCGUACAUAGCUAAGAAUAAAAAGACUAGUCCGAAAGAACGGUCGCCAUCACCACAAGCAGUCAAAGAGAAGAAGACUACACGAAAACCUCCGGUAUCGUCUCCAAACAACAAAGACGCGAAACGCAAGUUCAGACCAGUGCUUGAAUCGUCAGAAAGCGAAGAUUCCGAGGAGGAAGUCCGGGUGCGUAAAAAGCCUAUGCGUGAAAGAAGAUCAUCCCUGGUGAGUAGGGGUUCGAAUAACGAUCCUCCUUCGCCUGUGGCCAGCCGUAAGUCCUCUGACGGAAAGGCCAUCAAGCGCGAGGACUUGAAAAGCACCAAGGACGUCAAGGAUAGCAGCAAGUCCAACUCUCGGAAAGCCUCAAGCGACAAACGUCACUCGACGGACUCAAAAUUUGAUGACAAGCCAGAAAAGCCGGACAAGUCCGAGAAACCUGCGAAAGCGACAACGCCCGAAUCUGUUCGAGAAGCGCGAAAGGCUGAGGAAGAAGCCAAAGCCGCUGAAGCUGCCGAAAAAGCCGCCGAGGCUGAGCGCAGGAAACGCGAAGCUGAAGAGGCAGCUGCGAGAGAAGCAGCGCGCAAGGCAGAAGAGGAGCGUCUAAAGAAAGAGAAGGAAGAACAGGAGCGCAAAGAAAGAGAGGAAAGAGAGCGCAAGGAAAAGGCCGAACGCGAGGAGCGUGAGCGACGCAUUGCAGCUUUACCAACUGCUCUUCGAAUCGCCGUAGAGAAGGGCUCUUCACGACCGUUACACUUUCGCCCAGCAACGAAAGAUCAUCCUGAAGAGUUGGGCAUCAGCAUGCAGUUCCUACCAAUUCAAACGGCGCCUCUACGAAACAUCGACCCUAAUUGCAAUGAGGGUCAGAGAGACGAGUUAUACAUCAUGAAUUUUCAAGCUGUCGGUAUUCUUGGUCUUCCCUCCGAGCUUCGCAUGACCGAAUUCCCAGACUGGGAGAAGAAGCCCGUCACUAACGAGCAGCGCGACUUGUUCCUCGACAGCUAUGACCUCUCCAAGCUGGCUCAAGAAUAUCGUUGGCCUCAGGCUGGUGAAUCUGGUCACGACCACGCCAGCAUCUCGAAAGCUCUGAAGGAAACCAGAGAGGCUUUCCUAAAGAUGGAGCCGCUGCAGUGGAUUAAAUUUGCUGACUUCGAGGCUGCACUCAAGCGGCCCGAAUAUAAGCAUCUUGAAGGCCUACGAAUGAGAACCUGCAAUUGCCGAAUCAAGGAGGAGCCUGACUCAGCCAUCGACAUUUCAUUUUUAUUUGAUGACGAUGAGCCAGCGCCUUCGGUGACGGACGUGGACGUGGAUAUGGAGAAGGGCAGUGGAAAAGGAAAAGAGAAGGACACAAAAGCCGAGCCGGACACUGUGACCGCUAUGAAGGACCAAACUUCUGCAGAGGGGGUCACUUGAUUGUUGCCGACAAGCACUUGUAAUACUCAAAAACUCGUCAGACCGCGGGUAGGUUGGGCCAAAUAUAACCCACGCAGUUGAAAAAAAAAAGCGUACUCUGUGGGCCCAUUUUCUGGCACCAGAUAAAUUCCGCACAUAACGGUCAAAGGUUUACUUUUGGAACUGUGUACUCCACUAAGGUGGGAACUCAAUAUCAUGAUUUGGCGCAGAAUUUUUAACCUUCUUUUGGAGACCCAUGGUGCUUUCUCUGAAGAUGUCAGCUGGCGGCGGACGGGUAUCCACCAGUCUCACGGUCACGAAACUCAUGUGGACAAGAAAUUAGAAUUCGUCAUGUUCCAAUGUCCUACGCGCUUGCUAUACUCGUAUCUUUUUAUUCGCGUUCUUCAUUAAUCAUUAUAGGAUCCCUCGACCAAGGAAUGAGGCUGAUUCUAAUCAUGCUAUGUACAAAAUACCAGCGCGUACGCGACGCGCUUCAGCAUAGAAUUAACGAUGUACGGUCGUCGGGGAACCCGCCUGUUCCACAACACGCUUCAUUCUUUUCCACGUCUGCCUCUUGUCGCUGACUUUAGCUGCCGCCCACGUUGGACAAAUCCAGAGUGGCAUUGAGCGCAAGGUUCCUCGAACUGGCCCCCACAUAGACGGUCUUGGGGUACGAAGUGAUGACCCAAUUCUGGCUUGCAGGAUCCCAGUUGCUCAGGUCUUUCCUCGUCAGAUUGGCCGUAAAGGUGGCGGAGGCACCAGGAGCGAUAGUCAGCCUGUCAAAGC
Verruconis gallopava is the source of this 4508-nucleotide messenger RNA. RefSeq lists its product as uncharacterized. The transcript is spliced from 2 exons. Gene Ontology annotation, molecular function: protein binding. The record is from RefSeq and is a predicted model, not a curated record. NCBI's taxonomy places the organism in Eukaryota, Fungi, Ascomycota, Dothideomycetes, Venturiales, Sympoventuriaceae. The coding region runs from base 456 to 3743 and encodes 1095 amino acids. Gene Ontology annotation, cellular component: nucleoplasm.